Molecule: messenger RNA, 1015 nt
Organism: Zingiber officinale
Lineage: Eukaryota; Viridiplantae; Streptophyta; Magnoliopsida; Zingiberales; Zingiberaceae
Product: myb-related protein 308-like
Exons: 3
Coding region: 31-762 (243 amino acids)
Source: RefSeq, a predicted model, not a curated record
UGCCUCGACACUCUCUCACAGCCAUCAGCCAUGGGCAGGUCUCCUUGUUGCGAGCAGGCUCACACCAACAAAGGAGCUUGGACCAAGGAAGAGGACGACAGGCUCAUCGCCUACAUCAAAGCUCAUGGCGAAGGCUGCUGGAGAUCUCUCCCCAAAGCUGCAGGCCUUUUGCGAUGCGGAAAGAGCUGCCGGCUCCGGUGGAUGAACUACCUCCGACCCGACCUCAAGCACGGCAACUUCACCAGCGAAGAGGACGAGAUCAUCAUCAACCUCCAUGCCUUGCUCGGAAACAAAUGGUCGGUGAUGGCAGCUAGGCUACCGGGGAGGACUGACAACGAGAUCAAGAACCACUGGAACACCCACGUUAAACGCAAGCUCAUCGGCCUCGGGCUCGACCCCAAGACGCACCGCCCCUUCAAGACCACCACCACAGUUUCACCGGCGGUGGCAGCGCACGAUAUUGCCGCUGCUUCGUCCAACGACAUCGAGGAGGGGCAGAGCAGCAUGACCUCCGGCGAGGUUGGAAACCUCGACCUCGACCUAGACCUCACCAUCAGCCUUCGCCUUCCUUCUUCGCCGGAGGAGGCCAUCCCAUCUCUGCCCGAUCGUGAUGCCGCCGCCGCCGCCGCCGCCUCGUCUCCGGUGACCAUCUGCUUCUGCUACCACCUGGGAUUUCGCAGCGGGGAGGCUUGCAGCUGCCGUCCGAGCUCCAGCACGCAUUCCCUCGGCUUCUACACUCGCCUGGAAGAAGGGCGAACUUAACCAUGAUUGAUAGUUUUUUUUUUUUCCUCUGGUUAAUGAGAUUGCAGAGAUCAGCUUCAUGUAACCAUGGACGUAGACCUGUCCACUGCGUUACUUACGCAGCAGAGAACUGUAGAAACAGAGUCGAUGGCCACUGUGUUCUGUUCUAAACUUCUACGUACUUGAUUCCUCAUCUAUUAAUCAUUUGUGAACUUUGGGAGUUACACAAAAAUUAUAACUCUCUGAUUAUAAUUUUCAGAUCCAUUCACUUUAA